Serendipita indica DSM 11827 is the source of this 1353-nucleotide messenger RNA. NCBI's taxonomy places the organism in Eukaryota, Fungi, Basidiomycota, Agaricomycetes, Sebacinales, Serendipitaceae. The record is from the annotation of a GenBank genome assembly.
AUGGCAGAAGCCCUUAGGCCUGCGAGUUUUCCCUCGCCAAAUAUCGUCCCAGACUCGGACGAACUCUUUGCAGAACUCUGGGAAGCGAGGAUGCUCUACCCGUACGCGAGCGCGGAGCGACUUCGCCAAUACAUCCUCGAGCGCUGUAGAGAGUGGGAGGUCAGCCUGAAACGAGUCAAGAAGAUGAUCAAGGACCAUCCCUAUCUACAAACCAUUCCUCUUGGCUCCUCUAGUCCCGCGUCCGACGACGGUCAUGACCAACCCGUCGAGGUAGCUCUCCAGCGGACCAUGGACAAGGAGGCCCUACGAGUGCUCUUGUACGAACUCACAAAGCGAGAGAAUACCUUUCUCGACUAUGUCCACGACGAAGCAGCCAGAAUGUGGAUGCCCACGAGAUGCGAAUUCGUCAUGAUGGCUGCUGGAAUCAAACCAGCCUGUCUUAUUUGGAGUGGCGUGAGCGACGACGGCGACGAUCCACAGUACGGCUCGGACUUUGCCAAAGUCUGUCUGUGGAUGACCACGGUAUGGAUCCGGACCGUCGAAUCUCUCAAGAAUUUGCCACACAUUGACGCCCGUCUCAAGACGUGGCUGACCAGCGUCUCUGACAACACGAUUGAACACUCGAUCACGACCGGCUGGCUCGUCUAUUCGAGCUCUACCUCGCCACUUGCGCAUCGUAUGGUCGUCGACCGUGUCUUUCAUCAUCCUGAAGAGUACCCUCGACCACCGACGCAUCCAAAAAGCCCGUUUGUACCCCAGCCGGGUCAGCUCAUCCUAUCGGAAAACGCGCUAGCCGCGUCGCUUGGAUACCCAGUCGCACUUCCUUCUACCCGUGGUCUCAGCGCCUUCAACGCGUCUGCAUACGUGUAUGAGGAUUUCCGGGAUGGGCGUUCGCUCCUCACCUCGUUCAUGUUCGCCGCGCCAUUUGAUGCGGAGCGUGUCAUCCGAUGGUUCCACGACUUUGUGGAAUUGAUGCAAGGUGUCAUGGUUGGGACAUUGAACCUCGUCGUCUUGCCCUGCCCCGACGGUAGGCCGAUGGAACACGUCGGGCUCAACCAAUUGCAACGCGUCACAUUCGUCACUGGUGGUGGACGGGAGUGGAAUGUGUUCCCAUAUGAGCCCCUGUCGCUUACCAUGGCUGAAGCCUACCAAGGGCUCAGAGAUGAGCUUGCACCCAAGUUUGGGCUGAACCACUUUUCAAUGACCAAAAAGGCCCGAAGUUUCAUGUUUAUUCCAUGGAAUACGACGCAGGACGAAUGCGAACUCCGCUGCGAAUCCAACGGUCGGUGGCAAAUCCUCGAGCCCAAACACGACAAGCGACGCGGUCGUUCACGAAGAAAGUCUGUCAAGUAA